Molecule: messenger RNA, 6320 nt
Organism: Spirodela intermedia
Lineage: Eukaryota; Viridiplantae; Streptophyta; Magnoliopsida; Alismatales; Araceae
Source: the annotation of a GenBank genome assembly
AUGGCAGGCCUGGAGGGAAGGCGCGUGGAUAGUCGUGACGGUGGAGGGCCUUCCCCGCCACCGCCGCAGCAGCGGAGCUCGGGAUUCGACGGCUAUGGCAACUCCAAAUCCCACGUAGGUCCUUCUCGGUUGUUUCGCUGCUCGCAUAUGGUUACGCGUUUUCCUCUGGUCUUGUGUGACAAUGAAUGGCUAGAGUGAAUGGUAUCAUCCUUAUAUUAACAUGGUCGGAAGGUCCGCUGCACUGUGUUCGCAGAUGUUCUUUGCCUUAUCAUCAUCCUUUAAUUUCUGAUGUUUCUUCUUGACGAAGUUUUGAUAUCAAGCUACUGUCGAGAAUUUCAGUUGCUGUUUAUCUCGGUGACCAAGAAUGCACCAUUUAUCUCUUGAGUUCUUGGGAUACUGUGCACCAUUUCUUGGGAAACGCUAGAUCUAUAUUGAGAGUGUGGCAGCUCGAAUGUGCCGUUUUCUUUAUCAUUGUUCGCUAUCUAUUUUCAGUAAAAGUUUCUUUUUAAAUGUGUGAUUACAGCUCGAAGAGAGAGAGAAAGAUAAGAACCGAUCAAGGGAUCGGAACAGGGAUCGCGACAGGGACCGAGACAUGAAUCGAGACAGGAACAGAGACAGGAACAACGACAGAGAAAGGGAUAGACACCAAAGAGAUUUCAGGGAUAAGAGUGACAGAAGGGAUCAUGGUAGAAACAAGUUGGACGAUAAGGAUAAUCAACGAAGUCGAGAUUCUGACAGGUACUCUGGUUUUAUACCCUGCAAGAUAUCUUCAAUGGUGGAAUCCAGUGAUAUAUCGAACUUUGUUGCUUGAUACGAUUUUUUUAUAGACACUGAAAUCUAGCUGAUACAACAUUAGACUAUAAAAUUAUUCCUUUUGAACUGAAUCGUGGACGUGUCUGCUUUUAUCCAGUCUUGAUAUUAUCCGCGAGCAUGCUUUAUUAAGGCCUUUUAUAAUGAAUUCUUGGCCAUUUUUGAAUUUACUUCCGUACAUGAUAUACCGGACACUCUUGUCAAAUUUGCUUACUUUUGUUUUUUUUCUUAUUAUUAUUUAUUUUAAUGAUAUGAAUGAAACUUGACUAAUAUUGAUGAAUCUUUAGGGUCCCCCCCUUAUGUUCGUUUUAUUGUUUUGCACAUGUGCAAUAUACAUUUUGUAUGGUGAUACUUAUUGGUUGUUGUUGUUGUUGUUCAUUUAACAUUGUUGUGCUUGAUUUUAAGUUCCCUUUGUAAUUGAUUCGUUGCCUUCAUUGUUCCCAUCAGAGUUUAACUAAAUCGUAGAUUUAUCUAUUGAUCAUUGUCUCUCGUUGAUGGCGAGAAGAUAAUAAUUCUGAUGUCGCAUUUCCGGAGAAAGCUGAAACCAUGUCAUCAUGGUUUUUUUUCCGUCCUUUCUUUAUUCAAUAUGUUCGUGUGAUCUCAAGUGUAGUUCCUAAUUCGAUAGACUUAUCUCUCUGCGUUCCUUCUGGAUAUAUGAUUUCUUCCUGGUUAUAUUUUUUCCGUUAAUCUCACCGGCAUAAACUUUUAUGAAGAGAGACAGUUCUGGGUGUGACGUGGAAAUCUAGAUUUUACAGCCUUCUUCUAGCUGUCAUAACUUUUGGUUUAGUUCGGCUUGUUUGAUCCCGCUUUAAAUGGUAGGAGUCUGCUUUAUUUGUGUUCCAUUCAAGAUACAUAAAUAUUUUCUCAAACAUGUUGAAGCUAUGCCUUGCUAAAAUCAUACCAUACAGCAUCAUCUUCGAAAAAUAUUUUUGAUGCGGUAUUUGUCUUGGUAGAAAUAUAAAUUCCUGGUAUGUGCUUCUAGUUAUCUUAUGACAUCAUAGCGUGUUUGAUCGACGCCCUUCUAUACAAAUAAGCAAAUUUGAAGUGGGUUAAUGAAUUUGUUUGAACCCUGCAUAUAUGGACGUUGAUUCACAGAGAGGUGUGAAAGUGUCCAUGUUUUCCUGAUGUCUAUUGAUUUUACCAUCUUCUAUUGCGCUCACCAUCUAGAAAGUACAAAGUUUUGUAGCUGGGUAUCUGGGUAUCGUGAUUAUGUAGAAUGGCGUGGCCUGUAAACACUAUUGCGUCAGAAUUUUUUUUCGAUCAAUAUUUCCCAUCGUGCUAUGUUUCCUUAAUCAGAGCUUUCUUUUCCUCCAGGCGUAGGGAUAAUGAUAGGGAACGAGAAGGAAGGCAGAGGCAUAAGUCUCGUUCUCCUUCAAGAAGUAGAUCUAAGCGUUCUCGUUCAAGGUCAAAGAGGUUAGUUUCUAUUCUUGUAUAAUUCUUCAUGGGAUUUAUAUGUAUAUUUUAAAAAUACCUUAUUAAAUCGGGGGGGAUAUUGUCGAGAUCUUCAUUUUUUCAGUUUUUUCCGCUGAAAAGAUCUUCACUUAUCUCGUUUCAGAGCUUGCUUUAAUUUUCCUUUAUUUUUGGAGCUUUUAUGUGGGUUAUGGUGCCCGUGUUUCUAAAUCUGACUGGCAAUAUUUACUUUCUAAUGCAGCAAGAGAAUUAGUGGGUUUGAUAUGGCGCCUCCUGCAACUGCAUUAUUAACUCCCACUACAGGUACUUGCUCCUUUUGUGCGCCCUUUUUUUGUCAAAAAGUUCACACUUUCUUGUACCCGACUGAAUAUUCAUUUUAAAGGUUGUUUUGGUAAGCAGCCCCUUACUGAGAAUCGUGUUUCCCUAGGUUUAAAUUGUAUAUUAGAACGAGCUGAAUUUUUUUUAUAUAUUUUUAUUGAGCAAUUAAUACUGGAACUGAGAGCCAUUUUGCUUGUUUUUUUGUUUUUGGUGGUUGUUUGUGUUUUUGUGUCUUUUUGUUGUCUUGAGAAGGCAAUUUGGGGCCCCUUGUCCCACUGUGCUGUCAAUGGGCCUGAGCCGUCUUCUGUAGCUUAUAUGUAGAAGGAGGAAUCAAUGCACGGUUUGAUGGAUCUUGUUCGACUUCAACCGGCAACUAUUGCCAUUUUGGUAGUCUUACAAAUAUUUCCUCAAGUACUUGAAAAUAAUAUUUUCCUUUUUCUCUGCAAAAUUAUUGCUCAGGAAAUCGUCCAUUGUAUACCUGCAAGGAAAAAAAGUUAUGAAUGAUAAUAGUACUUUUUUGUGCUUAUCUGGAUUGUUAGUUUUUAUGAUUAAUUUCGUUUUUUGCAGCUUUUACAGGACAAUUACCUGGGGCCCCGGCUCCUAUUCCUGGAAUGUUUCCAAAUCUUAUGUUGCAAGGGCAGGUAUAGGUCUUUAAAACUUCUUAUUGAAAUGAUUUUGUUUCUACUUUUUUAUUUUAACAUGUAUACAUUCAAAUGUCAGUUCCCAUCUAUCCCUGUAAUGCCAGUACAAGCAAUGACCCAACAGGUUUGUCAAUGCCACGGUUUUUAUUAUCUAAGGCCUUAUGGCCCAUAGCUUAACUAUAUUGUUGUUGAUGUCAGGCGACUCGACAUGCGCGGCGUGUAUAUGUUGGUGGCCUUUCCCCUAUCGCUAAUGAACAGGUUCUCGCGACUACAGACUUGUCUUUACCGUGUCAACAUCUGAAUCAUUGUUCAUGAUCACUGCCUCUAUUUAUGUCUUAUAAUAUGACAUAUUUGUCUGCUCUUACACUCCCAUAGCCUGAAUCUCGAAAGAUUUUUUGAUAUGGAAUGUGGGAUUUCUUUCCCGACCAAUUAAGAUGAGCGAUGCCGGCAUCUGCAUGUUUGAAUUACGAGCAUGUACGAGCAUAUUUGACUGACUGGAUUUCUGGCGAUUUUCCCACCUUUGGAUUUAUUGAUGUCUUUAAUUUAAAAAACUAUCAUGAAAAUGAAUAUUGAAUGAUAUACUGUCUUUGCCUUUAUUUCAUUCACGGAUAUGCACUAAAUGCUAUUUUUUUUUUCCUAUUUGAGGUUGUGUUAAAUUUCUUGCCUCUUUUUUCUUCUGCAGUCUGUUGCAACAUUUUUCAGCCAGGUUAUGGCUGCUAUAGGAGGGAAUACGGCUGGACCUGGUUUGCACUGAAUCUUUUAUUUAGCAGAUGCUCCUUUGUAUCUGAAUUGUGGCUUACAAUCUUUUCUUUUAAGGUGAUGCGGUUGUGAAUGUAUAUAUUAACCAUGAAAAGAAGUUUGCAUUUGUGGAGAUGAGGUCGGUUGAAGAAGCCAGUAAUGCUAUGGCAUUGGAUGGUAUCAUUUUUGAGGUUCGUGAUUUGACCCAUUAUGGAAUAAAUUUACCAUUUGUUGGUGUAAUGACUGAUUUUAUUUUAUUCUUUGGCAACUUACCGAUAUUUUAUGAUGCUCAGGGGGCUCCAGUUAAGGUCAGGAGGCCUAGCGAUUAUAACCCUUCUCUAGCUGCAACGCUCGGUCCGAGCCAACCGAACCAAAAUUUGAAUCUUGCAGCAGUUGGGCUAUCUCCCGGGUCUUCUGGUGGCCUUGAGGGACCUGAUCGCAUUUUUGUGGGUGGCCUUCCAUAUUACUUUACUGAAGUACAGAUCAGGGAACUUCUCGAGUCAUUUGGGCCACUUCGGGGAUUUGAUCUCGUAAAAGACAGGGAAACCGGAAACUCUAAAGGUUAUGCCUUUUGCGUUUACCAAGACAUUGCUGUUACAGACAUUGCCUGUGCUGCACUGAAUGGUAUUAAGAUGGGAGAUAAGACUCUCACGGUUAGGCGUGCAAAUCAAGGGUCUGUCCAGCCCAGACCAGAGCAAGAAAACGUCUUGUUGCAGGCACAGCAACAGGUUGCCAUACAGGUGAAUGAAAAACUUUCCUGUUUCGAUUUCCUUAUCCCUUGUACCAGCAUAAAGCUGGCCGUUUACGCUGAAUUUUACCUUUAUAAAAUACACCUGUGCCUCGGAUGCCGAAAUGUUUCGUAUUUUUGCGUGUUGUUCUGGUGGAAAGCAUGUCUCCAUCCAUCCCUGUUUCUCUUAGGUAAUGUCUUCAUUCAUUGGCGAUGAGAAAUGUCUGCGUGAGGGAAAAAAUGUCUUCAUUCCUGGGUUGUGAUAGGUUUACAGUUUCUUUUCUGUGAUUCUUUGACCAAAUAACUAUCCAUCCCCUGAGAGAGUUGAAUCUGUCACUCUGGCACACUUAUUCUGUCAUAUUAUUAUUCUGCAAACUUGAUCAGUUGUACCUUUCUAAUGCUAAUCUUCAUUUGCUUGUUGGUUUUUUUUUUUUAUGUUCGUGUACAAUAUCAUAGUAGGAUCAAUUUCAGGAUCGUAAGAUAUUGUAAAUGUGUUAUGAUCAAUUCAUCCUCUGCCAAUCGCACUAGUAGUGCAUGUUUGGAAAGAAUAUGCCGUAAACUUUAUCUUCAUGAUUAUUUUUGACUAGUUUUUACUCCUCGGGUUGGUGGCAUGUGCGGUGCUCCGGCAGUGAACUUUUGCCUUCGGUCUACGUCCAAUACAUUGUCGAUUAUGACAUUAUAGUGCCUGCCUGCAACUCUUGGAUCCUCUAAUGCAAUUUUAUUGUCCAUUUACUUUAUUUCAAAUGUGACGUCAGUGGAGCUAGUUCCUGGGCAUAAUAUUUUGCAUUUGGUUGUGGCAUUCUUCUUUCGAGAAAGUGAACGCAUCCUCUACCGGUGUUGUGCUCGGCCUUGUUGUAUUUGCAUGACAUCGACGUGCAAAGAAAAUAGUCAUGCCUUGAAAUAAAUUCCCGGUUCCUUGCUUGUGGUGUAUAUAGAUUUUGGGCGCCUCUAAUAUGAACUUUGUUUUUUUUUUUUCCUUCUUGGCAGAAGCAUCUCAUGCUCCAACCUGGCAUGCUGCCAACCAAGGUGGUGUGCUUAACGCAGGUGGUAACUGUGGAUGAAUUGAAAGAUGACGAAGAAUAUGAAGAUAUAUUGGAGGACAUGAGGACCGAAGGCGGAAAAUAUGGUAAUUAAGCGAUGAACCUCUCUCGUUAAAUACCUAUCCCUUCGUGGAAUGCCAACCUUAGGUGGGGCCUUACACCCCCUUGUGGGGGUGGACGAGGGAGACACAAGAAAUUUAUUCUUCUGACCCCGGGGUUUAGACGUUUUUUUUUUCUUUCUCUUUUCCUUUUCUUCGCAGGUAGUCUGGUGAAUGUGACUAUCCCUCGACCGGGUCCGAACGGUGAUCUGACGCCAGGAAUCGGAAAGGUCAGUCUUUAAACCAUGCAUAUCCAUCCGCUUUCACGGCAGAGCUGUGCAGUGGGGGGGGGCACUGCGUCCGAAAACUUGAUGGGAUGAUGAAUCAAUUAGCUCGGAUGCCGAGUUGAUGGGUUUGGUGCUUGAUUUCUUCUUCAAUCUUGGUUAUCUAUCAUCCCCAGGUGUUCCUGGAGUACGUUGACACCGAUGGCUCCUCUAAAGCGAAGAUGUCUCUGAACGGGAGGAAAUUCGGAGGAAACCACGUCAUUGCGGUCUAUUAUCCCGAGGAUAGGUUUGCGGAGGGAGUUUAUGACGACUAA